AUGUUCUCUCAAGCUCUCACUGUUCGCGCUGAUAGUAUCGCUCGUCAUCUCGAGACGGUCUUCCUUUUUACAAAAAAUGAUGUCAGAACCACUCUGAUUCCUGUCACCAUAUUCGCAUUAUCUGUGGCUCCCAGAUAUGACACCACCCAUGCUUGGCAUGCUCCUUUGUGGAUAUGGUUCCACUUAUUACAGUUCAAUAUUGCAAACCAGAUCCAGGAUCCGGAGGAGGACCGCAAGAACAAGCCCUCCCGUCCGAUACCUGCUGGUCGCAUUUCUGUUGACAGCGCAGCUGAUAUGCGCUGGGUGAUGAUUCCAGUCUGCUUAUUGCUAUCGUUGUGGCACGGCACCCAGGCUCUGCUAGCCAGCACCGUUUUUGCAGCGUUGACAAUCUGGUACAACGAACUUCACGGCGAUAAAAUGGGAUUGUCGAAGAAUGUACUCACAGCCAUCCUCGGUGGGUGUCUGGAGGUCGGAGCAACUGUUGCUGCCGGUCCCCACAACUCAUGCAUCGAUAAGGCUGGUGCUUUGGCGGUUACACUUAGCUCGACAGUCUUUGCGACAACGCUUCAUGCGCAAGACUUCAAGGAUGAAGAGGGCGAUCGUCUUACUGGUAGACGGACGCUGCCCACCAUCUUCCCUAAAGCCGCGCGCUUUUCAAUGAUGUUUGGUAUCCCCCUCUGGUCAUAUGGCUUGAGCUGUAUCUGGAAGCUAGAUGCGCUCUCUACCACUGCAUUUGUAGUUUACGGCGCAUUUGUGGGGACCCGAUUCGUGAUGUACAACAGGGUGGGCGCCGAUAAGCAGUCCUGCAAAUUUUAUAGCGUGAGUCGAAAUAUUACUUUGGAACACACCAAAGUGAAGCUGACAACGGACCUAUACCAGUUGUGGUAUGCGCUCGCCCAUCUACUUCCAGGUUACUGGCGUUUCUUCUAUGGUGUUUGA
Molecule: messenger RNA, 939 nt
Organism: Suillus discolor
Lineage: Eukaryota; Fungi; Basidiomycota; Agaricomycetes; Boletales; Suillaceae
Product: UbiA prenyltransferase family-domain-containing protein
Exons: 3
Coding region: 1-939 (312 amino acids)
Cellular component (GO): membrane
Molecular function (GO): transferase activity, transferring alkyl or aryl (other than methyl) groups
Source: RefSeq, a predicted model, not a curated record